Sardina pilchardus (European sardine) is the source of this 1822-nucleotide messenger RNA. It is a transcript of the gene lsm14b, whose product is annotated as LSM family member 14B. Lineage: Eukaryota; Metazoa; Chordata; Actinopteri; Clupeiformes; Clupeidae. Gene Ontology annotation, molecular function: mRNA binding. The record is from RefSeq and is a predicted model, not a curated record. The transcript is spliced from 9 exons. Bases 157 to 1323 code for a protein of 388 amino acids.
UUCCUAUAAAUUCUUCGCCGCUUAGGGAAUCGUGACAGCGUGGUUUUGUGUAGCCUAAAGAUGUAGUUUUGUUACGAUACAGACAUUACAAACUUUCCACUAAACGCUUUUCGUUCAGCACAAUUAUAGGCCUAGCAAGUAGACGACCGAAUAACCAUGAGCACGGGAACUCCUUACAUCGGUAGUAAAAUCAGCCUUAUAUCAAAGGCCCAGAUACGGUAUGAGGGCACGCUGUACACGAUAGAUACCGAAAAUUCCACUGUGGCAUUGGCAAAAGUUAGGUCAUUUGGGACGGAAGGAAGGCCAACAGAUAGACCUGCACCUCCAAGAGAUGAAAUCUAUGAAUACAUAAUUUUCAGAGGCAGUGACAUCAAAGACAUAACUGUCUGUGAGCCUCCAAAACUGCACCAUAGUUUACCACAAGACCCUGCCAUAGUUCAGUCAUCCAUUGGCAGCGCUUCAGGGGCCUAUUCUUCUCAGGCACCAUAUUCGCCGUACAGAGGCAUGAUGCCCUCGUACAGCCAGCUUGCUGCAAGCUCCCUGUUAAAUCAGCACUAUGCUGCAGCAAUGGGUUUGGGUGCAGGGACACAUGGCUUUCCAGUCAGAAGAGGCCCAAUGGUCGAACAGGCUGUUCAGACAGUAGCGGCACAGAAAACUGCUCAGAAAAAGGGUGUUUUGGGAUCACAACCUCCGAGACGAGAUGGAGGUAGACCUGUGCGGAGUGGACAAGGAAGCCCUCAAACCCAGAGGUCCUCGGGACAAGGCAAUGUCUCUGCUGCACAGCGCAGUCCAGCACAAGGACCAAGGCAGGCAAAUGAUGAGAAUCGGCCACCACAGAGGAGACGUCAAGGACCCCGCAGAUCAAGGAACCGUGGCCGAGGCAAGAUGAGCGCUUCUAGCUCCAAACCUACAACACUCCAAUUUGAGUCCGACUUUGAUUUUGAAACUGCCAAUGCCCAAUUCAAUAAAGAAGACGUUGAGAAGGAGAUCCAAGAAAAGCUGAACGUUAAAGAAGUGAAGAAUGGAGGUGAAGAGGACAAGCUGGAAGAAGAGGACGAUUCUGAAAUCAAAAAUGGUGAAGGAACCUUGGAGGAGGAUCCUCUUGGACCUAACUGUUACUACAACAAGGCCAAAUGCUUCUUUGACAAUAUCUCCUCAGAAAUUAAAUCAAGACGCACCACGUGGGCAGAAGAGAGGAAGCGGAAUGUCGAGACAUUUGGCGUGCCAGGUCGCUACCUCCGAGGCCGCGGGAUGCGCGGUGGUUAUCGAGGACAGAGAGGAAGGGGGGGUAUGCAGCGACUUGUGGGCAGUGGCCGAAUUUGAUACGGUCCCCUGGGGAAAGAAACUUGUGUUUUUGUCAUCAAUUGUACUAUGAAUACUUUUUCUGUUAAAUUAUUUUUUUUCUUUAAAAUAUCAGAAUUGCCAUUGGCAGAACAAUACAUGAACAAAAUGGGCUUGAGGUAGAUUUGUACCUUGGUAAAUAUUUUGAAGCCAUUUUGGUUUAAUUUAGUCAUUACACAUUGUUUGCCCAUUAAUUCAUGGUUUCAACUUCUGUAUUGAAGUCUGCCCAUAAACUAGUUUGUCUGCUUGACAAUUUGCAUGUGAUGUUCUGCUAUAUGAGCGAAACCCAAACUGUUUGUUUAUGGCAUUGUAAACUAUGUGAUGUACAGCUUAUACCAAUUAAUUGUAUCUAUGAAGUUGAGAUCCCCCAUACUGUCAUUUAUAAAUGUUUAUUUUCUUUUUUUACCUGUUUUGGAAUAAAUAACUUAUUUGUGGGGAGAUUCUUGCUGUUGCAUAUUAUUAAAUAAACGUAUGAAAUGUC